Messenger RNA from Apis florea (little honeybee), 1361 nucleotides. RefSeq names its product pyrimidodiazepine synthase. Gene Ontology annotation, cellular component: cytoplasm. The record is from RefSeq and is a predicted model, not a curated record. NCBI's taxonomy places the organism in Eukaryota, Metazoa, Arthropoda, Insecta, Hymenoptera, Apidae. Gene Ontology annotation, molecular function: glutathione transferase activity; glutathione dehydrogenase (ascorbate) activity. Gene Ontology annotation, biological process: glutathione metabolic process.
AGAAACUAUCCAUCUAUGAAAUUGUUAUUGGUAAUACAAAUUUUGAUAUCAUGAUAUCAUCAGUUUUGAAAAUGUGAAAAUUGUGAAAUUACGGCUUUUAUUAAUUUUUUAGAAUUUCAGUCACGCAUCAUUUACAAAAACAUAUUAAUAUAUAUAUUACAUACAAUACGUGGUUACAAAUAAUCAUAUAUUGAUAUUUUACUGAUUAAUUAAAAUACAAUUAUCAUUUCAAAUAUUUCGAAAUAUAUUAUCUAUUUUCUUGUUAGACACAAGUCUACUAAAAACAUACUAACUAUUAUGAGUAACUUACAUCUUGGACCUGAUUCUCAAAAACCACCAGAAGUAAAAGGACAAGUUCGUUUAUAUGGUAUGAAAUAUUGUCCUUUUACACAUCGAAUUCGAUUAAUACUUUCUUAUAAAAAAAUUCCCCAUGAUAAUGUUAAUAUUAAUAUCAAAAACAAACCAAAAUGGUAUUUAGAAAUUCAUCCAGAGGGCAAAGUACCAGCACUUGUUGAUGUUAAUGGUAAAGUAAUUGUUGAUUCAGUAGUAAUAGCAAAUUAUUUAGACGAAAAAUAUGGUGAGCCUUCUUUAUAUCAUAAUGAAACAAAAGUUCGUGAUAUAGAACUUUUAGAUCAUUAUUCCAAGCUUAUUAGUAUUUUUUCAAAUUGUAUUCAUGGUAAUGAUAGCAGACCAAUCAAUGAAAUUAUUACUGAAAUUUCAUCUCUAUUAGUAGAAUUUGAGGAAGAAUUAAAAACUCGUGGGACAGUUUAUUUUGGAGGAACACAACCUGGUAUGUUAGAUAUAUUGAUGUGGCCAUGGGUUGAGCGACGGAAGUCUUUAUCUUUAAUUUAUGAAGAACCCACCCAUUUUAAUGAUGGAAAUUUCUCUCAUUUAAUGAAAUGGAUGCAAGAAAUGAAAGCACAACCAUUUAUACAAGAAAAUGAAUGUUCACAUGAAAAGUUUGCUCAGUUAGUCAAAGAUUUGAAAACAGGAAAUGUUGAUUUUGAUAAACUUUAAAUCUUUCAUUACAUGUACUUAUGUGCAUAUGUUGAUACAUAAUAAUUUAAGUCUUGAAUAUAAUUACAAGUUUGGAGUAUUAGAAUAAUAAUCAUUUAAUGAAAUUUAUUAUGGUUAAUCUUAAAAUAUAUCUGAUCGUAUUAAUUUGUAAAUAGAAAUUGUUAUUCUAUAAAUAAUCAUAAAACUCUGAGCUUUAUAACUCAUGUCUUCUAUUAUGACAAUAUACGCUAAUAAGUCUGUUUAAAAUAUUAAUAUUGCUUUGUCAGAUGUGUGAAAAAUAUGUUGUGAUAAACAUUAUAAAUAUACUCUUUAGACAAAGCAACUUAAAUUCCUUUCAUACUUUA